Molecule: messenger RNA, 2183 nt
Organism: Colletotrichum scovillei
Lineage: Eukaryota; Fungi; Ascomycota; Sordariomycetes; Glomerellales; Glomerellaceae
Product: fungal specific transcription factor domain-containing protein
Exons: 8
Coding region: 108-2183 (691 amino acids)
Biological process (GO): regulation of DNA-templated transcription; DNA-templated transcription
Molecular function (GO): DNA-binding transcription factor activity, RNA polymerase II-specific; zinc ion binding; DNA binding
Source: RefSeq, a predicted model, not a curated record
CCUUGCUCAUUCAGAUCUCGGAUCUGGCCCACAGACGGAGAUGGACAUUUGUGUACACAUCCCUGCUCGGUCUCCUCGGAGGCCGACACUAUAUUCCCACCGAUGGGAUGUCACUGAGUCCUUGCAAUGGCGACCGAGGAGUCCGAGAGGAGAUUCCACGACUCUUGCCCCAACAACUCGACACAGCUUCAGGUAGCUGCAUUCAAGCCCGAAUAGCUGGCAUGGACUCAAGGGCAACUGCAUGCGACUUAUGCCGAUUGCGCAAAGUUCGAUGUGACAAAAGCGUACCUUGCUUCAACUGUCGUCAGUCGUCGCAGGACUGCACAUUCACAGGCGCUGGUCAGAAGCCCAAGGUUCCUCGCCAGAGGGUUCAUGUAUCCCUGCAGUAUGAGGAGAAAAUCGACCUUUUGGAUAAACGCUUAGCCAGUAUCGAGUCCUUGCUGCUCAGACAACAGCAGCGUGAGGCGUCAACACAAUGCUCGUGCUCAGGAUUGACGCCUGAAAAGGCCCUUUCAGAGGUGCCGCUCUCGGUGAAGGAUACGCCUCACAUCGCCACAGAAUACGAUGCAGCAGAUGAAGCUCCACCGGUUGAAGGCCCCUCCUCACUGAGGUUCCAGAUGGCAGCAACAAGAAGGCUCACAGAAAGUGCGGCCAUCGAGCUGGGCGCCUCAUGCUACGUGAAUGCCGUUGCUAGUGCGCAUAGAGUCGUAGGAUCCCAGAGCCCAGCAGGAUGUUCCCAACGACACUUGGCCCAGAAACCCGUAACUUACCGAAACAUGCCUCUGCCGCCAAUAGCCGCUGUCAUUGGCGUGCUUAGACAACUGAAAGACAACCCUCCCAGCAGUUUCUUUGUUUUGAGGUGUUUUCUCCCAUGCUCGGACUUCAUUGACCUCUGCCGGAACGUCUACUUCUCCGUCGACGACUACACUGCCAUUGACUUCAUUAUAGUGAACUCGGGCCUCCAUUAUCUUUUCACAGAGUACUUUUGUCCCCCUAGUGUGGGACAGUCUGAGCUUCGGAAACAGUCCCUCGCCUGGGGGGCAAUGUGCAGGAACGCUCUCACGGCCGCGGUGGCAACCAUAGAUGCCGGUUUAUCUGCAAAAGCCAAAAACGUACAAGCAUUGAUCCUCGGCACAACGCACGCCAUCGAGAUGGCAAAACCGUGGCUGGCAUGGAGAUUGAUAUGCUUCGCAGCGCAGCUUUGCAUGGCUGCAGGCUUUCAUGACGAGAGUCUUAUUGUAGCUGAUGACGAAAGUACGAGGAACGCCAAAGCCUUGUUGUUCUGGCAUGUCUACGGGCUCGAAAAGAGUCUUGCCUUGCGCGUGGGCAGAGCCUCCAUGAUUGGAGACUCUGAUAUUGACAUACCCAAAGGGCUCAAUCUGGUCUGUCUACCAAGGCUGUGGGACAAAGUGGUGCCGUUCUGGGUCUCGAAUGCCUCAAUUCACAGCAAGAUUUACGAUCUGCUCUAUAGUCGGAGCGCACAGCUUGUCUCUCAGGAAGACUUGUCUGAUCGAGCAGAUGGCCUGCUUGCUGAUCUCAAGUUGAUAGAGCCCGUUAGUGUGGUCAACUCAAGGGUUGCUUCUGCCAAUAGUACCAAACCAACGACAAAAUUGGAGGACGUUCUUGCGAUAUCCGCCAAAGUUAUGUACUAUACGACAGGAACUCUGAUAUGCAGGGCAAGAACUUCCCGAGCUUCUGUGCCGUCUUUCUCACCGGACUGCUUGGCAUAUGCACGCGCGACAAUUGACGCCCAUCUUGAGUGCGUUCCCUUGAUGAGCGGCGACUUACACAUUGUGAAUCUCUAUCUCCAUUGGAGACUGCUUCAAACCCCUUUUAUUCCACUCCUGGUGGUAUUUUGCCACAUAGUCGAGACCCAAGACACGAGGGAUGCGCAAAGACUUAAAUGCUUUGCAGACAGCCUUGAGGAGGGAGCCGAUCUGUCACCUUCUGCAACGGACUUUUAUGACAUUACUCGGCAGCUCUAUAUGAUCGCAGAAAAGCACAUCGAGACAAGUAGCGAGCAAGAUUGGGCGGCUGUCCCGUCUCUGUCAACGCUGGGGCUCACCCAAUUUUAUCCGGCUAAUGCUAUGGGGGGAAAUUACCAACUGGCGGCUGAACAUGUGCAGUCUAAUCAGGACAUGGAGAUGAUGUUUGGUGGGGAGCAGGUCAUGGGCUUCUUCUAA